AUGGCGUUUACAUUUGCCGCAUUUUGCUACAUAGUGGCCUUGAUAUUAACUGCAGUUUUGAUAUUUUUCGCAAUAUUUCAUAUUAUAGCCUUUGAUGAAUUGAAAACAGAUUACAAGAAUCCCAUUGAUCAAUGCAGCAGCCUAAAUCCAGUGAGUGAAACAUAUUACAUUUAUUACAUGUUAAGUUUGAUAUUUUUUGUCUUUCAGCUUGUUCUACCAGAGUAUUUUAUACACAUGUUAUUUACUUUUCUGUUUCUAUGCUCAUUUCAAUUUGGAUCACUGUUAUUUAAUUUACCAUUAGCUGUAUAUCAUGUUCAUAGGUAUAUGACUCGGCCUGUGAUGUCGUCACCAGGAUUAUAUGAUCCUACAUCUAUAAUGAAUGCAGAUCAAUUAAAUCGUGCUCAAAAAGAAGGCUGGAUCAAAUUAGCAUUUUACCUACUCUCAUUCUUUUAUUAUUUAUAUAGUAUGAUUUAUGUAUUAGUGUCAUCUUCAUAA
Molecule: messenger RNA, 495 nt
Organism: Lottia gigantea (owl limpet)
Lineage: Eukaryota; Metazoa; Mollusca; Gastropoda; Lottiidae
Exons: 5
Coding region: 1-495 (164 amino acids)
Biological process (GO): endoplasmic reticulum to Golgi vesicle-mediated transport
Cellular component (GO): endoplasmic reticulum membrane; COPII-coated ER to Golgi transport vesicle
Source: RefSeq, a predicted model, not a curated record